UUUAUUCUAUUUUAAUAAAGCGAAUAAGGUUCCCUUCUGCCUGAGCGGAUUCCUUCCUCCUCCACCAUGGCCGGGGACAGGAGGAGAUCGGUCCAUCUCGUGGAGAUGGGCGGUCUCUUUGGCCGCCGAGGCCACCCUCCUCCGGCUGAACCUACCUCCGUCGGCGGCGACGACGAUGGCUACUCGAGGAUGGUCUAUUGCAACGGUACGGCGAGCCCUGAGUCGUUGGAUCUGGACUAUCCCGACAACACGAUCUCCACAACCAAGUAUACGGUGGCCAAUUUCGUACCUAAGUCCCUAUUCGAGCAAUUCCGGAGAGUGGCCAACUUCUUCUUUCUCAUAGUAGCUUGCAUCUCUUUCAGCCCGCUUGCUCCGUAUCGGGCCGUCAGUGUGCUCCUCCCCCUUGUUUUCGUCGUCGGUGCGACUAUGGCGAAGGAGGCCAUCGAAGAUUGGCAGCGGAAGAAGCAGGAUAUAGAAGUCAACAAUCGGAAGGUUAAUGUCUAUGAUGGAGCUCAUUCUUUUUACCAAACAGAAUGGAAGAAACUUAGAGUUGGAGAUAUUGUUAGGGUGGAGAAGGAUGAAUUUUUCCCUGCUGAUCUACUUUUGCUUUCUACAAGUUACCAUGAUGGUGUUUGCUACGUAGAGACCAUGAACCUUGACGGAGAGACAAACUUAAAACGUAAACAGAGCUUGGAAGUGACUUCAACCUUGCACAUUGAUGAGAAUCUCCAGAAUUUUAAAGCAUUAGUCAAAUGUGAAGACCCAAAUGAAAAGUUGUACUCCUUCAUUGGGGUUCUGACUAAUGAAGGUGUGCAAUAUCCCCUCAGUCCCAAACAAAUUCUGUUGAGAGAUUCUAAACUUAGAAAUACUCAUCAAGUUUAUGGUGCUGUAAUUUUCACUGGACAUGACACAAAAGUAAUGCAAAAUGCUAUGGAUCCUCCUUCAAAGAGAAGUAACAUAGAGAGGAGAAUGGAUAAAAUAAUUUAUGUACUUUUUACUUCUCUGGUUUGUAUUUGCUCCAUUAGUUCUAUCUUCUUUGGCAUCAAAACAAAACAAGAAAUUAAUGCUGGAAGCUAUAGGUGGUAUUUGAGACCAGAAAAAUCAUCAAUAUUCUAUGAUCCUAAUAGGACAACUUUGGCUGCCUUUUUUCACUUUCUGACAGACCUUAUGCUAUAUGGGUGCUUGAUUCCCAUUUCAUUGUAUAUAUCCAUAGAGAUAGUUAAGGUUUUGCAAAGCAUGUUCAUAGACCGCGAUCAGGAAAUGUACUGCGAGGAGAGUGAUAAACCUGCACGUGCUCGGACAUCAAAUUUAAAUGAGGAACUUGGACAAGUUCAUACCAUACUCUCAGACAAGACAGGUACACUUACAUGUAACUCAAUGGAGUUUGUGAAAUGUUCAAUAGCUGGUAUUUCUUAUGGCAGUAAAUCAUGUGAGGCAGAGAACAAUCUUUCAAGAGUCACAGAAUAUGAUUCAUCUGAACUUCAUGAUAAACCCGUUGAUUUAAUGAGGCAUAAUACUCAAGGAUUUCUGGAAAGGUCACCCAAAGGCUUUAACUUCAAAGAUAACCGGUUAAUGCAUGGACAAUGGAUUAAAGAACCUAAUUCAGAUAUAAUAGAGAAAUUCUUUCAGGUGUUAGCAAUCUGCCAUACAGCAAUUCCUGUUGUGACUAAAUCUGAUGAGAUUGUUUAUGAAGCUGAGUCACCAGAUGAAGCUACUUUUGUUACAGCUUCUAGGGAGCUUGGCUUUGAGUUCUACAAUAGAACUCAGACAAGCAUCUCAUUGCAUCAGUUUGAUCCUAAAACUGACAGAAAGGUUGAUAGGACAUAUGAACUUCUCAACACCUUAGAAUUUAGUAGUGGUCGCAAACGAAUGUCAGUAAUUAUAAGGACUGAAGGGGACCAGUUAUUGCUCCUUUGCAAGGGUGCUGACAGUGUCAUUUUUGAGAGGCUUGCUGAACAUGGAAAUUUAUUUGAACAUAAUACCAAGCGCCACAUCAGUGAAUACUCUGAGUCAGGUCUACGAACAUUGGCAGUUGCUUACCGUGUACUAAGUGCAGAAGAAUACAUAACAUGGCAUGAGGAGUAUCUCAAGGCAAAAAAUUCAAUAAAUACUGAUCAUGAUGCAAUUGUGGAUGAAGUAGCUGACAGGAUUGAGAGAGACCUUAUCCUUUUAGGUGCUACAGCUGUUGAGGAUAAAUUACAGAAAGGGGUUCCAGAGUGUAUUAACAAACUUGCACAAGCUGGAAUUAAUAUCUGGAUUUUGACUGGUGAUAAAUUGGAAACUGCAGUUAAUAUAGGGUUUUCUUGCCAAUUAUUGCGCAGAGGAAUGGAACAGCUCAUAAUCACUCUUGAUCAAUCUGAUAUUAACGCUUUAAAGAAAAAUGGUGGAAGGGAUGCUGUUGAAAAGACUUUGCAUGAAAGUGUUACCAAGAAAAUACAUGAAGCACGAUUCAGAGUUUCUAAAAUGGAAGGAAGUGGUGUUCCCUUUGCUCUUAUUAUUGAUGGUGACUCUCUGGCCUUUGCUUUUUCAACUAGUCUGGAGCACCCUUUUUUGGACCUGGCAGUUAGCUGUGCAUCUGUUAUUUGUUGUCGAACAUCACCAAAGCAGAAGGCUCUUGUAACAAGACUGGUGAAGAGAAAAACCAGAAAAAUUACACUUGCGAUUGGUGAUGGAGCCAAUGACGUUGGCAUGCUUCAAGAGGCUGACAUUGGUGUUGGUAUCAGUGGAGUUGAGGGCAUGCAGGCUGUCAUGUCUAGUGACUUUGCGAUAGCUCAGUUUCGUUUCUUGGAGCGUUUGCUCCUUGUUCAUGGGCAUUGGUGUUAUAGACGUAUCUCAGCCAUGAUAUGCUACUUUUUCUACAAAAACAUAACGUUCGGCUUUACUCUCUUCUGGUUUGAGGCCCAUGCUUAUUUCUCUGGACAGCCUGCUUAUAAUGAUUGGUUCAUAUCAUUCUAUAGUGUUGCCUUCACAUCCCUUCCAGUUAUUGCACUGGGUGUUUUUGAUAAAGACGUUUCUGCCCGUCUUUGCAUAAAGUUUCCCAAGUUACAUCAGGACGGUAUUCACAACAUCUUCUUCAGCUGGCCUCGCAUUCUUGGCUGGAUGUUCAAUGGAGUUUGCUGUUCUCUGAUCAUCUAUUACUUCACGACGGGAGCCAUAUUUCAUCAAGCAUUCCGCCAGGAUGGUCGUGCGGCAGGCUCAGACAUCCUCGGAGUAACAAUGUACACUUGCGUAGUGUGGACAGUGAAUUGCCAAUUAGCAAUCUACCUCAGCUACUUCACAUGGAUCCAACACUUCGUUAUAUGGGGAAGCAUCCUAGUUUGGUACAUUUUCCUAGUGAUUUAUGGUUUCUUCCCGCCAAUGAUAUCCUCGAGUGCAUACCAGGUUUUUCUGGAAGCCUGCGCUUCAAGUCCUCUUUAUUGGAUGACUACUCUCUUCGUCGUUAUUUCUGCCCUACUACCUUACUUUUUCUUCUCCACCAUACGAGAUACCUUAUUCCCCAAGUAUCAUAACUUAAUUCAAGGACUGCAACUGAUGCCUGCGAUAUAUUUUGCACGCUAGAUCGUCAAUUAGUUUCCCUUAAUUUUGUCAGGCAUCUCCUUUUGUAAUACUACAUAAAUGUAGUUCUGUCGGAAAUCUUCUCAUACAACUCAUAGAUAUAUAUGCUGCCAAUAUAUAUAUAUUCAGGCUUUGCUGAUAGAUUAUACAAAAUUUUCAAUAUUGUAUCGGUGAUGAAUAUAUGGAUUUACCAGUUGCACCUAUAAAUACACACUCAUCAUAUUUAUAAUCAUUCGUUAUGUUGCCUAAGUUUUAAUUCUGAUCGAGAUCUUCGUGACUGAAAUUAAAAUUGUACCUCUGCAAAUUGUGCAGGAAAUGGUAAAUUAGUUUUCAAAUGUUCAUUCCCAAUCAUACAUAAAAAUUUGCCCAAGUCAGGAGGUGUCCCUGGAGAACCUGCAGAAGACGCGUACCCCUUCAUCAGGAUUGCAGUGGAAAACCAGUUCCUGAAAAGCCAGUGGGAGAUUCCUAAUUUCCUACGAUUUCGUCAGAGGACAAUUCAAGACAUGGUCAAGGGAGGAGAUGAUACGUCUUCUGACGCAGUGAAGAGUUCAGAGAGAAAUGCGAGGAGAGUUGCCACUUGGCGCCUCGAAUUAACACAAAUUAAUUUCGAGGGCGGUCAGCUUGAAUCCGAGUCCGGUCCUCCGGUUUCUCCGACCCAACCAUCUUAUCGUGUUCCGGCGAGUCAUCUGAACCGAUCCCCUCCUGGACAGCUAGCGAUUAUAUAACUCCCCUCUCAAUUCACAAUUAACACAGAAUCCGAAACGCUUUUCCGCAGCACUCUACGAUCGAUCACGCGCUAAUCAAGAAGGUCCGCGCAAAUGGAGAGGUUGACCUUCGGCUUCGAAAGCUUCAAGAAAGACGUCUACGAG
This is a messenger RNA of Zingiber officinale, 4424 nucleotides long. Its product is annotated as probable phospholipid-transporting ATPase 8. Lineage: Eukaryota; Viridiplantae; Streptophyta; Magnoliopsida; Zingiberales; Zingiberaceae. Gene Ontology annotation, cellular component: plasma membrane. Gene Ontology annotation, biological process: phospholipid translocation. Gene Ontology annotation, molecular function: ATP binding; ATPase-coupled intramembrane lipid carrier activity; magnesium ion binding. Bases 67 to 3558 code for a protein of 1163 amino acids. The transcript has 13 exons. The record is from RefSeq and is a predicted model, not a curated record.